Messenger RNA from Ctenopharyngodon idella (grass carp), 3526 nucleotides. It is a transcript of the gene tmem267, whose product is annotated as transmembrane protein 267. Bases 176 to 883 code for a protein of 235 amino acids. The record is from RefSeq and is a predicted model, not a curated record. The transcript is spliced from 3 exons. Lineage: Eukaryota; Metazoa; Chordata; Actinopteri; Cypriniformes; Xenocyprididae.
UAGAUCCUCGUGUUGGUCUCAUUCCAGUUCGACUCACGGUUUAAUUCAAAGGAACCGAUUCAGUGAUUCGCGAUAACGAAUCAAACAUAACCAAAGAACAAACAGUCCAUCAUACCGAUGAGCUGAAUGAAAUGAGCAGAUCAGGUUUCUGACCCCUCCAUGGAAGAGGCCAGCGAUGAGGGGCUUUUACUCAAAGCUGGAUUCCUCAUCUUUGGGCAUGGCUGUGCCUCUGAACCUGGCCGUGGAGACUGAGAAAGCUCAGGCCCUGCUCCAGACCUUCAGCACUGCCUCUCUGUUAGCCAGCGCAGGCCUGGGCACUUUCUGCUUCUUCGUUGAUCACUUUCUGACACUCCCCUUCAUCCAACACCAUCUGUGGUUCAGGGCUGUCCUUGAUAACGCCGUCCAUGGCAUUAUUGGACUCUGGUCCUGGGCCAUUGUGAUUGGGUUGAGGAAGAAAAGUGACUUCUAUGAAGUCGCCUUGGCUGGGUUUCUGGCCUCUGUCAUUGACCUGGACCACUUCUACUUGGCUGGAUCAUUGUCGCUUAAGGCUGCUGUGAAUCUGCCGCACAGGCCUCCGUUGCACUGCUCCAGCCUGAUCCCAGUGCUGUGCUUCUCUUUGCGCCUUCUCAUGUGGGCCUGUCGGCUCAAGGACUCCUGGUGCUCCCUGCCCUGGAUGCUGUUCAUCUCACUGACGUCGCACCACAUCCGCGACGGCAUUCGCCACGGUCUCUGGGUGUGUCCGUUUGGCAACACGGCGCCCAUCUCCUAUUGGCUGUACGUCACCAUCACAGCCACCCUCCCUCAUCUGUGCUCUGUGCUCAUGUAUCUGACCGGCACUAGAGACAUGAUCUCCACCAAACACGGAGUUGCCAUAGACGUCUGAUGCACUGUCUUAAUUGUAGUUGUUUGUUUAUCUAUUUAUGUUUUUCCCAGCAAAAAAUAUUUCCAUUAGCUCUUCUCUGCAUUGUUGCCAUACAAACAUUAUUUGUCCAUUUUUUUCCUUCAGAGCUCUCCAGUGUGUUUGAUACUAACUACUGUAGUCGUUCAGGUAUCAGUGUGAAAUCAGGUUGUAUUGACUGUGAAGACUGUGAAUAUUUUAAUAUGUAUGGUGUAGAUUUGGGUUGGGCGACGAUAAAAUCUAUUUUGCAGCAUUUUUAGUACAAUAUUUCAUAUAAAAAUCUAUUUCAGAGCAAAUACAGAAGUAACAUUUAUGAUUUUUGCAGGUUUUUGACUACUUAAUACAUAUAUUAAGUAGUAUAUUACGAUUAAUUCCUGUUUGAAAUUUUUUAUAUGAAAAAUGGUCAAAAGGCUUCAAAAUACAGACCAUUUUGAAAGUAUAAUUUCUAUGUUUGCUCUGCAUUUGUUCUGAUCUGGAUCCAGAUUCUCAUAGUUGUGAAGUAGACAAUAUUUAAUGGUUGUUAAUGUUUAAUAAUUGAUUAAUUUACAAUACAAGUAUAACAAUAAGAGUAAUACAACAUUUACCUACAUAUAUUAAGACGCUACACAAAGGCUUCAGUGAGCGGUUUGAGUGAUGAUGCAAACCAAAUUUCUGAUUUAUAGUUUUAAAUCAAUUCACUUAAGUUACAUUAGCAAAAUUUUGGUGAAAUAGGCACAAAAAAAAAGGCCCAUUAAAGUCUCUUUCAAAACAAGCAGCUUUCUGUAGGACAAUACAAGAAGUCAGUGUAACCAACUUGGGAAAUCUUUCAGCGUCGUGCGCAAUUUCCGUUCACUUGGAUUCUUAUUAAAAUGAUUUUGCGGAUACAAAUUUGACCAUAAAAGUUUGUGGAACACAGAAUGUUGCUGUACAUUAACACCCUUGUUUCUAAGAUUAAAAGUUAUAAUGUUAUAAAUGCUAAUAAGAAAACAGAAGGAUUGUGAGUGAAAUUGAAUUGCUAAAUAAAAAGUGCUACAAAAACUAGUGUAGCACUUUUUAAAACUAGUGUGAUUAAUUUAUAUUUACAGUAAAAUCGUUGUGAAUGUUCGAUAUUAUCGCCCAGCCCUAGUGUAGAUGGUCUGAAAGCACCAUUAUAAACCUUAGUUGAAGGCUUCAGCAUUGUGUUGUCAUAUUUAGCUUAGCGGUGUAGACUUGUCUAUUCAAAUAAUGCCAUUUUAUUGCAUUGAUUUUCCGAAGGAACCACAGACACAAGGCUGGAUUCAUACCGCGACUCAUGAUGUGUCAUGCGUCUAGGAAUAGGAAUUGAGAAUGAAUGUGUGUUGAUGGUCUUUGUGCUUGUGCGAGGUGAUUCUGUGUUGUGUAUUUGCAGUUGAAGGCAUACUUGAAGGAUGUGAUUCUCUCUGUAGUGUCAGAAAAACACUGGUAGACCUAGUUUAACAUGGAAAAGUCCUUAAGGAAUCGGAUAAAAAGAACAGAAAUACUUUCUGUUGUUACAGAAUAGCCUAUUAUUGCUGCCUUUUUAGCCACAGGCUUUGAAAUAACUAAAUACUUGCCGACUUGCGUUUUAUUUCCGAACCACUUAGAACUUUUAAAUGAAUAAAUAGGAACUGUCUUUGUAUACAAACUGCAAUUCUGCUUCUUGACAAUUAAUCAAGCUCCCCCAGUUCAUUUUGUUUUUAUUCAGUUGUGUGCCGGCAUAGUCAUUUUAAUACUUUAAAAUAGAUGUGAAGUGCAAACCAUGUUUCUUCUGAAAGCUACAGAUUAAGGACUCACCGUGGCUUUUUUUCCAGGUUGAAUUAUGAAUCAGAUAUUGUUCAAUGUUUGCUUUUACAGUACAAUGUAUAGUUGCAGUUGGUGUAUGUAUACAACCUGACAAAAGUGUAUACAUACACAAUGCUUUUUUUUAUUUUUAUAUAUAUAUAUAUAUAUAACCUUGUUCUUAAUGUUUUCAACAUCGUACUGGGAUUAUGUUGUGCCCAAAAAUGUUCAUUGUCACAUUUUGUGUACAUUCACUGCACCCAAUUUCAAAUAUUUUCAUUUGCUAAAAAAUGCAUAAAUAGACACAGUUUGUAUUUGUCUGUAAUUUUCUUCAUUAUACAUAAAUAUUUUAAGAUUUUGAAAAUGUGUGUCCAAACUUUUGACUGGUGUCAUAUAUAAAAUGGCUGCAUUUUUGGUCAAAUGCUGAGGUGAUUUAACUGGAUCAGGAAACGCAUAUAUUAUCAUUGUCAAAACAGCUUUGAGUUACGUCAGUGGAAACUUGUGUACUGAAAUGCUUAUUUUGAUAGUAUUGCACAUUUAUUCAUUAUGGUAUUAAGGGAAACAAUGUUUAAAUUAUAUUUUUGUUUUGACUGCUUAAAUCAGUUUAAGGCCUUUUCAAACCUGCAGAGGGAGCUGUAGACCAACUCCAGUCAAUGUUUUUUGUUCCUUAAUAUUAUUAUUAUUAUUUUAUUUUUUUUGUUAACUAUGUAUUUGGUGUAAAUAUUUAUUUUAUUUAUAUGCUGUUUUUUUUGCACAUAAUUGAGAUUUGUCAAUAACGUUGUGUUGAUGCAUUGUCAAGAAAUGACUGAAAGCAUUAUUUCUGAAAAUUGUCACCAAUCACACUAAAGGUGUAUAUGCACCCUUCUGUUAUAA